Messenger RNA from Pangasianodon hypophthalmus (striped catfish), 2388 nucleotides. It is a transcript of the gene hsd11b2, whose product is annotated as hydroxysteroid (11-beta) dehydrogenase 2. The transcript has 5 exons. NCBI's taxonomy places the organism in Eukaryota, Metazoa, Chordata, Actinopteri, Siluriformes, Pangasiidae. Gene Ontology annotation, molecular function: oxidoreductase activity. The record is from RefSeq and is a predicted model, not a curated record. Bases 309 to 1532 code for a protein of 407 amino acids.
GCAGCCAAUUCACCGGCCUGACUCGGUGUUGCAGAGUGUGUAAAGUCAGCGUGCAUGCUCCUGUGUGUGCGUGUCUGUGGUGUGUGAGUGUGUGCGUGUUUGUGUAUGUGUGUGUAAGAGAGAGCGCGUGUAGGUGAAAGGAACUGCAAGAGCAAGCAAGCACGUGGGUGCACACUUCUAUAAGAGAUAGAUAGAGAAAGGGAAGAAGACAGAGCUGCAAGAAGCACAGGGCAAGUUGGGAAGCAGAAAGAAAAGAGAAAUAGAAAGGGAAAAAGGGAAAAGAGAUAGAGACAUAGAGAUAGAGUACAAUGGACGACUAUGCCCUGUCCUUCUGGAUUUACAUGGGAGUGAUGUCUGUGUUUGUUGGAGGCACGCUGAAGAAGUUCCUGGCAUCCCACGUCAGUGCCAUGCCCUCGCUCGUGGCAUGGCUGGGUGCCACGCUGCUGGUGGAGAGGCUGUGUGCUAUGUGCAUGCCUGCUGUGCUGGCACUUGCUGUCUUCUGUGCCACCUGUUGGCUCUACUCGCUGUGGGCUGCCCCUUCACCGGUCCUGCCUGUCGAAGGCAAAGCAGUUUUCAUCACAGGGUGUGACUCAGGAUUUGGGCAUGCUACGGCAAGGCGUCUGGACGCUAUGGGGUUCCAGGUGUUCGCCACGGUAUUGGACGCAGAUGGUGAGGGGGCCAAGCGUCUGAGGAGUAGCUGCUCUCCUCGCUUGACCUUGCUUCAGGUGGACAUCACUCAGCCACAGCAGGUUCAACAGGCUCUGCUCAACACCAAGGCCAAGCUGGGCAUGAAUGGACUUUGGGCUCUGGUGAACAAUGCAGGAGUGUGUGUAAACUUUGGAGACGCCGAGCUCUCUCUCAUGUCUAACUACAGAGGCUGCAUGGAAGUAAAUUUCUUCGGAACCCUCUGCAUCACCAAGACCUUCCUCCCUCUGCUGAGACAAAGCAAAGGCCGAAUAGUAACCAUCUCAAGUCCUUCAGGUGAACAGCCUUUCCCAUGUCUAGCGUCCUAUGGGGCCUCAAAGGCAGCACUAAACCUCUUCAUUAAUACUCUCCGUCAUGAGCUGGAGCCAUGGGGGAUCAAAGUGUCCACGAUAUUACCUUCUGCCUUUAAAACAGGUCAGAGCAGUAACACCGAGUACUGGGAGAAACAGUACCAGCACCUCCUUCAGAACCUGUCACCGAGUCUUUUAGAAGAGUAUGGUGAAGAUUACAUCAUGGAGACCAAGGACCUCUUCCAGAAUUAUGCCAAAUCAGCCAACGAGGACCUGAGCCCUGUCGUUAACACCAUUGUGGAGGCACUGCUAUCGCCGCAGCCUCAGGUACGCUACUAUGCCGGGCCUGGUGUCGGCCUUAUGUACUUCAUCCACAGCUACUUCCCCCUGAGCAUCAGUGACAAGUUUCUGCAAAAGCUAUUUCUGAAGAAGAAAGUGAUACCGCGUGCACUCAGGAAACAGAAUGAGCUGAACCUCAUCAAGGACAACAACAACGACAUCAUCAGCAACAACAACAACAUCACCAGUAUGGAGUAAACCUAUUGUAGCUCCAUGUAUAUAAAAGAUGCUAGAGGACCACUGUAAUCCAUUCAUAGUGACCCAAUGCCAAUAUGUGUAUUUGUUUUUGUGCUGUUUUAUAUAAUGUAUAAUGUUUUUUCGUUUUUUGGUUUGGUUUUUUUUGUCAUUUUGAAGGGAUUGUUGAAUGGGUUGCUUUCUGAGUAACUAUUAAAAACCAUUUUGAUAGAAAUUAAAAUGUGGCUUCCCCUUAAUAUCAGCUGAUCCAUUCCCUCCAACUUCUUUGGUAAUAUUAAAUUUCACUAUGUGAUAACACUAGAUGUGUAUAGUUCAUACACCUUCCAUUUUUUUACUUGCCUUGGAUACUCAACAGAUCAUAGACUUUGCUUACAAAAGUCCUUCAGAAGUCUUUGAAUCAACAGUGCACACCACUGAGCUACAUUCUUAACCUCAGGUUCAUAAAACUCACACCAUUGCUGCUACUGAAUGCAAAAUCCAUUCAUGGUUCUACUUCCAAUUCAUCAGAUAAGUUCAUCUACUUCAUCUACUUUUUGAGAUAACCUGAAACUUCAUUUCCUGCUUACUUAGCCAGCUACAAGCAAUAGAAUGUCCACCCAUAGUCACAAUCUCCUGUAAAUAAUUCAAUUUUUGUUAAGCAGAUCAAGCAGAUCACCAUUUUUCUUCCAGUUUUACUUCCCGGUUUGUUUGUUUUGAUUUUCCAUGGCACCAUUAUUACUACAAAUCAAAAAUAUUUAUUCCUGUUUCUUUAUGAAUCAUAUAAACUGUGAAUUUUUAUACAAAAAAAUUAAAAGAAAGAAAAUGUAAACUGUCCACUUGUUCAUUCUUAGAUCAUAUUAAAUUUGACUUUUUAAAGAAA